This is a messenger RNA of Gadus morhua (Atlantic cod), 3825 nucleotides long. RefSeq names its product hepatocyte growth factor-regulated tyrosine kinase substrate (gene hgs). Gene Ontology annotation, biological process: endocytic recycling; receptor internalization. Gene Ontology annotation, molecular function: metal ion binding; ubiquitin binding; phosphatidylinositol binding. The coding region runs from base 163 to 2496 and encodes 777 amino acids. The transcript is spliced from 20 exons. The record is from RefSeq and is a predicted model, not a curated record. Gene Ontology annotation, cellular component: early endosome. Lineage: Eukaryota; Metazoa; Chordata; Actinopteri; Gadiformes; Gadidae.
CUACGCUAGAGAGGGAGUGGUCUUCCCCAGAGGAACCAGGAAGGAGAAGGAAAACACCUAGCUAACGACCAAAGCUAUCGGGCUAACAUCCAGUAGCGGUGGUAACAGCUCAGCUGCCUAAAUAAUUCUCUUCGUUGACCAGGUCGAGUCUUCUAAUAUAGGAUGGGGAAAGGCGGUGGCACAUUUGAGAGGCUAAUCGAUAAAGCUACCAGUCAGCUGCUACUUGAGACGGACUGGGAGUCGAUACUGCAGAUCUGUGACCUUAUUCGACAGGGAGACACACAAGCCAAGUAUGCUAUUGGUGCCAUCAAGAAGAAGUUGAACGACAAGAAUCCACAUGUUGCCCUAUAUGCAUUUGAGGUUCUGGAGUCGGUGGUGAAGAACUGUGGGCAGACUGUUCACGAUGAGGUGGCCAGCAAGCAGACCAUGGAGGAACUCAAGGACCUCAUUAAGCAGACCGAGCCGAACGUGCGCAACAAGAUCCUCUACCUGAUCCAAGCCUGGGCACACGCCUUCCGCAACGAGCCCAAGUACAAGGUCGUUCAGGACACGUACCAAAUCAUGAAGGUGGAGGGACAUGUGUUCCCGGAGUUCAAGGAGAGCGACGCUAUGUUUGCUGCUGAAAGGGCCCCAGACUGGGUGGACGCUGAGGAGUGCCACAGGUGCAGAGUUCAGUUUGGCGUUAUGACUCGAAAGCACCAUUGCCGGGCCUGUGGUCAGAUUUUCUGUGGAAAGUGUUCCUCUAAGUACUCCACCAUCCCCAAGUUUGGGAUUGAGAAGGAAGUGCGCGUCUGCGAGCCCUGCUUUGAACAUCUGAACAACCACCCCUCCCUCUCUCCCCCGCCUAGGAAAGCCGAGGGGGGGAAGGCCAGCGCCACCGCCGGGCCGGCGGAGCUGCCGCCCGAGUACCUGACCAGCCCACUGUCCCAGCAGUCUCAGGUAGUGGUCCAGGAAACAAUGCCCCCCAAGAGAGACGAGGCAGCUCUGCAGGAGGAGGAGGAGCUGCAGCUGGCCAUAGCGCUCUCCCAAAGCGAGGCAGAGGAGAAGGAGAGGGCGAGGCAGAAGAACUCCUACACGGCGUAUCCCAAAGCCGAGCCCACCCCCGUGACCUCCUCGGCGCCUCCCGUCAGCACGCUGUACUCCUCCCCCGUGAACUCCUCUGCUCCGUCAGCUGAGGAAGUGGACCCAGAGCUGGCCCGAUACCUGAACCGGACCUACUGGGAAAAGAAACAGGAAGAGACCCGCAAGAGUCCCACCCCCUCGGCCCCGGCUCCCGUCCCAUUGGCUGAACCCCCGCCGCCAAUCGCUCAGCCGGUGGAAACUCACCCUGUCCCUGUCCCUGUCCAGCCGGUCAACAUAGUGGAGGCCCCCCAGCCGCAGUACCAGAACGGAGAGUCCGAGGAGAACCACGAGCAGUUCCUGAAGGCCCUGCAGAACUCGGUCACCACCUUCCUGAACCGCAUGAAGAGCAACCACAUGCGCGGGCGCAGCAUCACCAACGACAGCUCGGUGCUCUCGCUCUUCCAGUCCAUCAACAACAUGCACCCCCAGCUGCUGGACAUCCUCAACCAGCUGGACGAGAAGAGAUUGUACUACGAGGGUCUGCAGGACAAGCUGGCCCAGGUGCGCGACGCGCGGGCGGCGCUCAACGCCCUGCGGGACGAGCACCGGGAGAAGCUGCGGCGGGCGGCGGAGGAGGCGGAGCGCCAGCGGCAGAUCCAGCUGGCCCAGAAGCUGGAGAUCAUGAGGCAGAAGAAGCAGGAGUACCUGGAGAUGCAGAGGCAGCUGGCCAUCCAGCGCCUCCAGGAGCAGGAGAAGGAGCGCCAGAUGCGUCUGGAGCAACAGAAGCACACCAUCCAGAUGCGCGCCCAGAUGCCUGCCUUCUCCCUGCCCUAUGCCCAGAUGCAGUCCUUGCCCCCCAACGUGGCGGGGGGCGUGGUGUACCAGCCCGGGGCCCCGCCCAGCUACCCCGGGACGUUCAGCCCCGCGGGCUCGGUGGAGGGCUCCCCCAUGCACAACGUCUACAUGGGCCAGCCGGGCCAGAACCCCCCCGGACAGUACCAGGCCAUGCCGCCCGCAGAUCCCAAUAUGGUCAACGCGUAUAUGUACCAGACUGCGGGAACCAACGGCCAACCCGCACCUCCUGGCCAGGCCCCGCCCACAACGUCCCCGCCCUACUCUAGCUACCAGCCGACGCCCACGCAGGGCUACCAGAACGUAGCCACCCAGCCGCAGAGCGUCCCCAACAUGCCCCAGUCGGCCCCCACCAACGGGAUGGCCUACAUGGGCUACCAGCAGUACGGUAUGCCGGGCAUGAUGGCAGCCCUGCCGGGUCAGGAUCCCAACAUGGCCCCCCAGCAGCCCUACAUGGCGGGCCAGCAGCCCAUGUAUCAGCAGAUGGCGCCCCCUGGUGGACCGCAGCAGCAGGGGCAGCAGCAGCAGCCCCAACAGGUCGUGCCCGGUAGUGCAGAAGCACAGCUCAUCUCCUUUGACUGACCAUCGCAACACUGCCAUGCCCCCAAACAACAACAACAACAACAACAACAACACACUACUACACCUUCUCCCUCCGGUCCUCUCCUCCCCCCUUUCCUUCCUUGGACUCCCAGCGCUGCCAUCGGGAAACAACACAAGGCUCGUCCUAUACGCUCCAUCCCGCUGUGACGUCGUGGCAACGUGAAAAUGUCGUGAAGAUGUCGCAGGACUCUCUGUCUUGCCCGCCUUUUCUUACUCACCCAACCGCGCAAAGGAGAGUGGGUGAGGAAAGGGUCUCUCUCUCUCUCUCUCUCUCUCUCUCUCUCUCUCUCUCUCUCUCUCUCUCUCUCUCUCUCUCUCUCUCUCUCUCUCUCUCUCUCUCUCUCUCUCUCUCUCUCUCUCUCUCUCUCUCUUCCCCCCCCCCCCCCCCCGACAUGUAUGUAUCUAUUUCAUAUUAUUAAACAAAUUGCGGCUAAAUAGUCGGAUAUAAGAAAAAAUUAAACAAUGGAAUUGAGAUUUGAGUGGGGGGAGGAGGAAAAUAGCAUGUAACAAAUGCUAUCUCGUAUUUUUCUAAAGCGAAAUGCACGUGUGUUUAUCUGCAAUGGGAGCGAGUAUUGCGCCUCGUUCUGACACCAUCGUGGUGGAGGUUAGUUGUAUCUGGAGUUCAAAAGACCCGCUGUAAUGUUGGUGAAUGAGAAAUUGUCAGAGGAGAGUUGUCAAACGCUGAUCCCUCCUCGACUUAACAUUUUGAGUCAACAUUCCACUGUGGUAACCUCUCAUAUAUUCCCAAACACAUGCAGUCAAGGCAAAGCCACACCGAUCUGGCAGUUGACUUUGGGGAAAAAGGCCAUAGGUUAUUAAUAACAUGCUGCAAGGGGCCUUUAACGGGAAUCAUGAUAUGAAGAGAACAUGACGUAAGUAGUGAAAAGUAUGCUGAUCGGCCAUGUUGUAUAAGUACUAUAGCUGCAACGACCCAACAUCCUUUCCCCAGCUAUAACAAUGUGCUUUGUUUUAAUUGAGAUAGCUUGUGUUGCCUGAUUCAAAAGCACCGAGUCAUAACAAGAUAUAUAUCCCACCUACUGCAUUAUCUGUUUAACAAUUGGACAUAGGUUUUUAACACUUAAAAUCAGCGAUGGAUGUUUGCUUUUGUUUUAUGUUAUGUUCAUGGGGUCUCUUAAAAAGCAUAACAUGCUAGGUUGGAUGAGGUGGGGUGGUGCAUGUGUGUAACAUACACUCACACACACACGCUGAUUUCUGUAAUUCUUAAUUGCCAUCUGUGAUCUUUUAUUCUCAAUCUGUCUGAUUUCAAAGUAAUUUUACGAUUUUAUUUAAUAAAUAUCUUGUCGUCCA